ACCAAUGACAAAGACAUAUUCCAAUACCCAAACGGCCAAACUACCUAAUUUAUUUAACGUGGCCACCGUACUAUGCAUUUAUCUCAUGCGACAAAUGGCAAGUGGAUCUGCCCAACUUUUUAUGCAAUACAUAAAUAAAUAAGAAACUAAAAAUGAAUUCAUGAGUGAAUAUUAUUAAUUGACGACUGUCCUUCACUUUCUCACUCAAGAAAAACAUUCAACUUUCCGGCAAAUCUGAUCCUCCAAAUUUCCACCAUAAAUCUUGAAGAAUCUGUGUUGGGAGUUGAAAAGGUGGAAUUUUGAAGACGAAAAGAUUAAUGGCGAAGUGCUUCAGCUUCACAUCAUCAAGGAACCGGUGCUACCGGUGGUCCUUCUCCUCGGCCGGGCUGCGGUCCCUAACCGCCGACCUCGGCGACGGCACGGUGGUCCACAGCUGGGGACCGAAGACCCACAAUCCCAGCAAGCCCACCCUGGUCCUCAUACACGGCAUCGGCGCCAAUGCAAUGUGGCAGUGGAACGAGUUCGUGUCGCCGCUGUCGGCGCGGUUCAACGUGUACGUUCCCGACCUGGUCUUCUUCGGGGAGUCGUACACAUCGCGGCCGGAGCGGAGCGAGGCGUUCCAGGCGGAGUGCGUGUUCCGGGCCAUGGAGGCGGCGGGGGUGCGCGGGAGGAUGAGCGUGGUGGGGCUGAGCUACGGGGGGUUCGUGGCGUACAGCAUGGCGGCGCGGUUCCCGGAGGCGGUGGAGCGGGUGGUGAUCGGGUGCGCUGGGGUUUGCUUGGAGGAGAGGGAUAUGGAUGAGGGGCUGUUCAAGGUGAGGACUGUGGAUGAGGCCAUUCAGAUUUUGCUGGCGCAGACGCCCGACAAGUUGAGGGAGCUCAUGCGCCUCUCCUUUUAUAAGCCCGCCAAGAAUGUGCCUUCUUGCUUUCUCUCUGAUUUUAUCGAUGUGAUGUGUACAGAAAACCUUCAAGAACGGAAAGAGUUGAUCUACGCCUUGCAUAAGGAUAGAAAGCUCUCUGAUCUGCCUAAAAUCACUCAGCCGACGUUGAUAAUUUGGGGCGAACACGACCAGGUUUUCCCUCUAGAAUUGGCUCAUAGAUUAGUAAGGCACUUGGAAAACAAGGCAGAGCUGGUGAUCCUAAAGAAAGCAGGGCACGCAAUCAAUAUGGAGAAGACCAAGGAUCUAUACAAGCACUUGAAGUCGUUCCUCACUCACAGAAAUGGCAAGAGCAGCAAGCUUGAUUGAACAUUUUUUACAGUCCCAUACCCCUAAUGUGCAAAUAUAUAAGGAAUAUGGAGUAUAGAAGCAGAAUAUGCUAUGAAAUGUAGUGUCCUUCAUUUUAAUACUUUGGCUUUCAAAUAGUAUAUUACAAAUUUUAUAAACUUAAUACUUAUGAUUGAUGAAACUUAAACUUGGGCCCCAUCCCGAGCUUCAUAUA
This is a messenger RNA of Salvia miltiorrhiza (redroot sage), 1437 nucleotides long. RefSeq lists its product as uncharacterized. Gene Ontology annotation, molecular function: catalytic activity. The coding region runs from base 318 to 1244 and encodes 308 amino acids. NCBI's taxonomy places the organism in Eukaryota, Viridiplantae, Streptophyta, Magnoliopsida, Lamiales, Lamiaceae. The transcript is spliced from 4 exons. The record is from RefSeq and is a predicted model, not a curated record.